AUGGCCGCAGGGAUCGUAGUCGUUCAGCAAUACCAGCGCAUGGUCGUCCAGCGGUUCGGGUCCUACGUAGGCACCCAAGGGCCCGGACUCCGUCUCCUCAUCCCCAUCCUUUAUCACGGUACCAAGGUGGACCUGCGCGAGCGUGUUACCCGCGUGCCCACCCAGAAGUACAUCACCGCGGACAACGUCGUCGUGGACAUGGACUUCGUUAUCUACUACCGCGUGAUGGAAGAAUGGGCGGAUCGUGCCGUUCUGGAAGUCCAGAACUUCGAGGCUGCCGUAAUCAACCUGGCCUUCGCCACUCUGCGGUCCGUCAUCGGGUCCCUGGACUUGUCGACCACGCUGUCGGAGCGCGAGCGCAUCCGCGACGACGUGCAGGUACGGAUGGAUGAGGUCACCAGCCGCUGGGGGGUCAAAGUUUCCCAGGUUGAAAUCAACGAGGUCGAUCCGCCUGUGGGCGUUAAAGCCGCUAUGGAGCGGCAAAAAUCCGCCGAUGCCAUCCGCACCGCCGAAAUCACCGAGUCCGAGGGCCAGCGCCAGGCCGCGAUCAACGUAGCCGAGGGCGAAAAACAGUCCGCCAUACUCAAAGCGGAAGGCCAGCGUCAAUCUGAAAUCCUCCAGGCCGAGGGCGACCAGCAGGCUGCGGUCCUGCGGGCUGAGGGAUUUAGCGCCGCCCUGGAGCGCAUCUACACCGUGGCCAGCACCGUGGACGCCCGCACCAUGAGCCUCCAGUACUUCGAUACGCUCAAAUCACUGGGCUCCAGCCCUUCCACCAAGUUCAUCUUCCCGAUGGAGUUCACCUCCAUGCUCACCCCCUUCCUCGGCAUGGGCAGCAUGAACCAGCAGGACAGCGGCAGCGGCAAUAACCGCCCCAACUCCGGCAAUGGUUCCGCCUCUGAUGGCGAAACCCGCAACUAG
This is a messenger RNA of Geodia barretti, 918 nucleotides long. NCBI's taxonomy places the organism in Eukaryota, Metazoa, Porifera, Demospongiae, Tetractinellida, Geodiidae. The record is from the annotation of a GenBank genome assembly.